UUUAUGGUAGUGCAUUCUCUGUGUCUGCUUGAUCCAUUAAUUCAUUUAAUCAGUCUCUUGAUCCAUCAGGCCAGGUCUGCAGCAAUGCAUCACCUCAUUUUCAUGAUGUUUUCACUGCUACUCAUUACUGGGCUGCAGGUGAGCAUUCAGACUGUCGAAAAACGUGUUGAGCGAAGCAUGGACAGAUAUUAUAUAUCGGAGCUGACUGUGCCGAAUGGAGGGGGCUGGGGGUCUUGGGGUCAGAGGGAAAUGUGUCCAGCCGGAACAUACGCCGCAGGAUUCAGUCUAAAGGUGGAAGCACCUAUUGAUGGUGAUGACACUGCACUCAAUGGGAUCCGUCUUCACUGCAUUGCGUCUAAAGCCUCAUCAAACUCGUUUCGCAGCUACUCCACAGUUCAGUCAGAUGUAGGCAGCUGGGGUCAAUGGACAGAUAUCAAAUGGUGUCCUUCUGGAUUCUUGACUGCGUUUCAGCUGAGAGUCGAACGCUCUCAAGGAGAUGGUGACGAUACGGCCGCAAACAACAUCAUAUUCAGAUGCAGUGAAGGGUAUUUACUUGGUGGCGGCACAAACUGGGGCGACUGGGGCUCCUGGAGUCAACAAUGUGGAGGAAAAGGGAUUUGUGGUCUCAAGACACGGAUUGAACCGCCUCAAGGACGAGGAGAUGACACCGCUCUCAAUGACAUGACCAUGUUCUGCUGUAAUUAAGGUGCUAAAGGACCACAAGAAGAACAGCAAGAAGAUCAGAUGGAUCAUAAUUAAUCAGCAAACUGUUAUGAGCUCAAAUUAACCAUGUGAUACAACAGCUAAUUAAAAAAUAAAACCUGAGAUGUGAUCAGGACCUAAGCACAAAG
This is a messenger RNA of Carassius auratus (goldfish), 851 nucleotides long. RefSeq names its product vitelline membrane outer layer protein 1-like. The coding region runs from base 4 to 705 and encodes 233 amino acids. Lineage: Eukaryota; Metazoa; Chordata; Actinopteri; Cypriniformes; Cyprinidae. The record is from RefSeq and is a predicted model, not a curated record. The transcript has 5 exons.